CCGUUACCGAGAGGAGGAGAGUUUACACUUCUGAUUCUUUAAGUCUUAAAUAUGGCUGAACAUGUUCUGGAGUCCGGCCCGCCUUCAGCCAAGAGGCCCAAACUGUCCUCCCCUGCCCUGUCCGACGGAACCGAUUUUGGCUCCCUGUUCGACCUGGAGCACGACCUCCCAGACGAGCUCAUCGGCUCCUCAGACCUCGGGUUGGCCAACGGGGGGGACGUGAACCUGCUCCACGCCGGUCUGAGCGGAGGACAGGAUGCUGCUGCCAAACAUAAACAGCUGUCUGAACUGUUGAGGACUGCAGCUCCUCCUGGGGGGGUGAUGGGAGGUCCUCAGGGCGGACCCCCCCCUCAAUCUGUAUUCAUGCAGCAGGUCGGAGGGGGCGGGGCUGUGAACAGAGCGGCCAUGAUGGCUUCUCAGAAGGGGAACAAUGGAGCGCAGCAGCAAGGCCUGAUGGGAGGUCAGGUGAUGAACGGCUCAACGAGGGUCGGUUUCCCCGGAGGUGCAGGGAUGGUAAACAGUAACCACAUGUCAGCUGACGGCCUGCAGCCAAUCAGAACACAGCAACCGGCAGCUGUGAACAAGAUGAUGAUGGCUAACGUCGGCCCCUAUGGCGCUCCCUAUGCUCAGUCGGGGGGCCCGGGGCCUCCAGGAGCCGGGCUGGGCCCUCAGCACCAGAAUAAAACCAACAUGGCCGCUCAGUUCAACAUGGAGAAGACGGCGCCGGGUCAGAGCGUGACGGGGAUGCAACCCAGAGCGCUCACAGGAGUUUCUCUCAGCGGUGCGAUGGGCGGGGCUCAGGUGGGUCUGAACGCCGUGGGGGCGUGUCCCGGGACAGCGCCCCCUGCUGCAGAUCCUGAGAAACGUAAGCUGAUCCAGCAGCAGCUGGUCCUGCUGCUUCACGCUCACAAAUGUCAGCGCAGAGAGCAGGCGAACGGCGAGCCCAGGCCGUGUAACCUCCCGCACUGUCGUACCAUGAAGAACGUCCUGAACCACAUGACGCACUGCCAAGCCGGGAAGUCGUGUCAGGUGGCUCACUGCGCCUCAUCCAGACAGAUCAUCUCUCACUGGAAGAACUGCACCAAACACGACUGUCCCGUCUGUCUGCCGCUGAAGAACGCCGGAGACAAGAGGAGCCAGCAGGCUUUAGUGAACAGUGCUGGUUUAAUGAACUCUUUGGGGCCGGGGGCUCCUGGUGGACAGUCCAACCCCCCCACCCUGACCCCCCCAAACCAGAUCGACCCCGGCUCCAUAGAGAGAGCCUACGCCGCCCUUGGACUCACCUACCAGGGAAACCAGACCGCCCAGAACAACAUGCAGAGCCCAUCGGGGGUCAGGAGUCUGAACAGCAUGGGAGGAAACUCAAUGAAUGGAGGCGCGAGUGUUCAGUCAGCGAACCAGCAGCUGCACAACAACAUGAACACACAGAGCUUGAUGAACGAUGGUUUGGGGGCCCUGAGCUCGAUGCCCACAGCAGGUCCCCCUUCAUCAGACAUGACAAAGUCGUGGCAUGAAGACAUCACACAGGACCUCCGGAACCACCUGGUCCACAAACUUGUGCAGGCCAUCUUCCCCACCCCCGAUCCCGCCGCUCUCAAGGACCGCAGGAUGGAGAACCUGGUGGCCUACGCCCGAAAAGUGGAGGGGGACAUGUACGAUUCAGCGGGCAGCAGGGCUGAGUACUAUCACCUGCUGGCAGAGAAGAUCUAUAAGAUCCAGAAGGAGCUGGAGGAGAAGAGGAGAACACGGCUGCAGAAACAGGGCGGGACGACGGGACAUGCUGGCAUCUCCUCCCCCCCUCUCAGCAUGGGACAGCCCCCGAUUAACCUGGGACAGCCCCCCAUAAGCCCGGGACAAUCCCCCAAUGGUCCUCAUGUCGAUGCGUCCAUGAUGCGAGCAGCUGGAGCCAAUCAGAUGGUCAGGAUGCAGAGCCCUGCAGGACUCAGUCAGUUUGGUCAGGUGGGCGUUCAGUCGAUGGCUCAGAGGUUGACUCCUCCCCUUCCUCCUAACGCUCCAGUCAACCAGAUGACUAUGGGAGCCCGGGUGGGUCAGUCCAACGCAACACAGAUGCAGAACCAGUACCUCCCUGCAGCCCAACUUCCAGGGUCCAGUCCUGGUCAUGGUCCUGGUUACAGUCCUGGUCAUGGUCCUGGUUACAGUCAUGGUCCUGGUCCUGGUCCUGGUCCUGGUCAUGGUCAUGGUACCGGUCCUGGUCAUGGUCUUGGUCAUGACCCUGGUCCUGGGAUGAACCAGUCUGGAGGUCAGACUUCAGGUCCACAGAUGAACCACGCAUCCACACCGUCCCCCCUCCCAGCCUACAGCCCUGCAGCUCCGCCCCCCUCAGGCUCUGGGGGGCCCUGUAGUGUGGGGGGUACUGGGCCUCCAUCCUGCUCCUCCAGCCAGCCUCACUGCCCCCCCGUCAGGAUGAACUCCCCCUCACCUGCCCGCAGUUUAACACCUCAACCUCUCCAAACACCGCCCACUUUACCAAGAAGUCAGACCCCCCAGACCCCCAGCACCCCCCCACUGCCCCCCCAACAACAACAACAACAACAACAACAACACCAACGACUGCUACAACAACAACAACAACAACAACAUCCUGCUCCACUGCAGGCAUCAUCGGGGGAGACAGGCAACACAGACAAAGCCAAUCAGCUUCCUCAGCAGAUGCUUGGAGGUGUGGCUUCCCCAACCCUUCAGGCAGUUACCCAGAAUGCUUCAGUGCCUCUGCAGCGGCCGCAGACGCCGCUGUCUCCUAAACCCUCGGGGGCUGCAGACACUCAGGUGUCCUCUCCGGCCUCGCUCAGCAGCUCAGACCUCGCUCCAAACCAUGAUGACAUCAAGGUGGAGGUGAAGCAGGAGGAGGAGCGGGAGGAGGAGGAGGAAGAGGAGGAGGAGGAGGAAGGAGGAGACAGUAAAGGAGAGGGGAAGGGGAAGAUGGGAAAGGGUCAGAGUGACGUGAAGUCUGAGGACAAACCAGAGACUGAGAAGCCCUCAGGUGGGGGGGGUAAAGGUGAGCCCAUGGACACGCCCUCGUCCUCCAUGACCUCGUCAUUAUCCUCAGGUGAGGACAAGAAGGUGGAGGUGAAGAAGGAGCCCAAAGAGGAGAAGGAGGAGAAGGAUGAGGAGGGGUCUCCAGCUGGAGCUCAGAGCAAGAAGAAAAUCUUUAAGCCCGAGGAGCUGCGCCAGGCGCUCAUGCCCACCUUGGAGGCGCUGUACCGCCAGGACCCUGAGUCUCUCCCCUUCCGUCAGCCGGUGGACGCCCAGUUACUGGGAAUACCCGUACGUAUUCGAACUAGUAACAAAACUAACCUGGACUACUUUGACGUGGUGAAGAACCCGAUGGACCUGUCGACCAUCAAAAGGAAGCUGGACACGGGUCAGUACCAGGAGCCAUGGCAGUACGUUGACGAUAUCUGGCUGAUGUUUAACAACGCCUGGCUCUACAACCGCAAAACAUCCCGAGUGUACAAGUACUGCUCCAAGCUGGCCGAGGUGUUCGAGUCUGAGAUCGACCCGGUCAUGCAGGACCUGGGUUACUGCUGCGGGCGGAAGUUUGAGUUUUCUCCACAAACUCUCUGUUGCUACGGGAAACAGUUAUGUACCAUCCAACGAGACGCCGCUUACUUCAGCUACCAGAACAGUUCACCAAAAUAUGGGCUUCUCGCUGACAGGUACCACUUCUGUGAGAAGUGUUUCAACGAGAUCCAGAGCGAGAGCGUUUCCCUGGGAGACGACCCUGCCCAGCCUCAGACGUCCAUCAACAAAGAUCAGUUUCAACGGAAGAAAAAUGACACGCUUGACCCUGAACUACUGGUCGAAUGUUUGGACUGUGGUCGUAAAAAUCAUCAGAUCUGCGUCCUCCAUAAUGAAACCAUCUGGCCGUCAGGCUUCGUUUGUGAUGGCUGCCUGAAAAAAUCCAACAAGACUCGUAAAGAGAACAAAUAUGCAGCAAAGAGACUCCCUCAGACAAAGCUUGGCAGCUUUUUGGAGACGAGAUUGAACGACUACCUGAAGCGUCAGAGUCACCCUGAGACCGGUGAGGUCACCAUCAGGGUGGUGCACGUCUCUGAUAAGAUGGUGGAGGUGAAGCCAGGCAUGAAGUCCAGGUUUGUGGACAGCGGUGAGAUGGCAGAGUCCUUCCCCUACAGAACGAAAGCUUUGUUUGCCUUUGAAGACAUUGGUGGAGCCGACGUAUGUUUUUUCGGUAUGCACGUCCAAGAGUAUGGCUCUGACUGCCCUCCACCCAAUCAGAGACGAGUGUACAUCUCUUACCUGGACAGUGUGCACUUCUUCCAACCUCGACACCUGAGGACGGCCGUGUACUACGAGAUCCUGCUGGGUUACCUGGAGUACGCCAAGAGGCAGGGGUUUACCACGGGUCACAUCUGGGCGUGUCCACCCAGCGAAGGAGACGAUUAUAUCUUCCACUGUCACCCAGCUGACCAGAAGAUCCCCAAACCCAAACGCCUGCAGGAGUGGUACAAGAAGAUGCUGGACAAGGCCGUGUCAGAGCGCAUCGUGCAUGACUACAAGGACAUCUUCAAACAGGCGACCGAGGACCGGCUGACCAGCGCCAAAGAGCUACCGUACUUUGAGGGCGACUUCUGGCCAAACGUGUUGGAGGAGAGCAUCAAGGAGCUGGAGCAGGAGGAGGAGGAGAGGAAGAGGGAGGAAAACUGCACCUCCAACGAGAGCCCAGAUGUGAGUGCCUCUAAAGGUGACAGCAAGAACGCCAAAAAGAAGAACAACAAGAAGACGAGUAAGAACAAGAGCAACCUGAGCCGAGGCAACAAGAAGAAACCGGGGAUGCCCAAUGUGUCCAACGACCUGUCCCAGAAACUCUACGCCACCAUGGAGAAACACAAAGAGGUGUUCUUUGUCAUCCGCCUCAUCGCUGUCCCCACCGCCAACUCUCUGCCCCCCAUCACUGACCCAGACCCCCUAAUGGCUUGCGACCUGAUGGAUGGCCGGGAUGCCUUCCUGACGCUGGCCCGGGACAAACACCUGGAGUUCAGCUCUCUGCGGAGGUCCAGGUGGAGCUCCAUGUGUAUGCUGGUGGAGCUGCACAACCAGAGCCAGGACCGCUUCGUCUACACCUGCAACGAGUGCAAACAUCACGUGGAGACACGAUUCCACUGCACUGUCUGCGAGGACUACGACCUGUGCAUCACCUGCUACAACACCAAAGGCCACGAGCACAAGAUGGACAAACUGGGCCUGGGACUGGACGACGACAGCAACAACCCGGCAGCAGCAGCGACUCAGAGUCCCGGAGAUUCUCGUCGUCUCAGCAUCCAGCGCUGCAUCCAGUCUCUGGUCCAUGCUUGUCAGUGCCGCAACGCCAACUGCUCCCUGCCAUCCUGCCAGAAGAUGAAGCGCGUCGUUCAGCACACCAAGAGCUGCAAGCGAAAAACAAAUGGGGGUUGUCCAAUCUGCAAGCAGCUGAUCGCUCUGUGCUGCUACCACGCCAAACACUGUCAGGAGAACAAAUGUCCCGUCCCGUUCUGCCUGAACAUCAAGCAAAAGCUGCGUCAGCAGCAGCUGCAGCACCGCCUCCAGCAGGCCCAGAUGUUGAGGAGGAGGAUGGCAAGCAUGCAGCGGGUGGGGCAACCAGCCGGGGGGCCACCUGGAGGACCCGUUGUAGGACUUCAAUCACCUGGGAACAAUGGAACGACUGCACCCAGUACUCCAACAUCAGGUGGAACCCAGCCACCAACACCCCAGACCCCAACUCAGACCAUGCCUCCUGUCCCACAGCAGGGUCUGGGUCCUGGAGUCCAGCAGCUGCAGCAACAAGCUGGGAUGCCCAGCCAGCACACCCUCCAUCCCCAGUUCCAGCAAAUGGGUGGAGGGGGCAGGUUUGGGGGGGUAAUGAGCUCCCCUCAACAUCAGCAGCAAAGUGGAGCAAAUGCCCAACAGCUACAACAGAACUGUCUGCCUCCGUACACCAGCAGACCUCCAGGCUCCUCUCCCCUCCAUGCGUCCCAGGUAAAUCCUGUCCUCGGCUCUGCAACGCCUCCUCAGCAGCAGCAUCAGCCAGGUGGAGGUCAACAAGCUCCCGGCCAACUCCAGGGCCAGACUCCCUUUCCUCAGCAGCAACAGGCCCCAUCCGGCCCCCCCCAGGCAGCCGUAGAGAUAGCGAUGAAGAUCCAGCAGGUGGCUGAUGCUCAGAGGAAGAUGGCUCUGCAGAGACAGACAGCCACAGGCUUGAUCCCACCCCACCCUCACCAUCAGCAGGGCCCAGGUCAGCAAAUGGGCAUGGGACAUACAGGGGGGCCAGGGAUGGUGGGACCCCAGGGAAUGCCCCCCCAGACACCGGCAGCUGUCUCAGCAGGUCGGGCCCAUAUGGAUCCACAACCAGCUCCAUCAGGGAUGAUGGUCAGUGCUGGUGGUACCUCUCAGCAGGGUCACCUCCCCUCUCAGGUCCAGCUUCAGCAGCAGAGGGUGGGGGCACCACUCUCUCAACAGCAGCAGCAUUGGGGGGGGCAGGGGAUGCCCCCCCAGCAGAGACCAGCAGUGAUGAACCAUUCAGCAGUGAUGGCAGCUCAACAACAAGGGGCUCACCAACAGACUCAGGGCCACACUGCCUUAAUGAACAUGGGACAGCAGCUAAGUGCAGUUGGGGGGGGCCCGGGGGGGCCAGUACCUGGAGCUGCCGGGGGGAACAUUCCUCAGGCCGCCCUGCAGGACCUUUUACGGACUCUCCGCUCGCCAAGCUCCCCCCUGCAGCAACAGCAAGUCCUCAACAUCCUACGCUCCAACCCGCAACUCAUGGCGGCUUUCAUCAAACAGAGAGCAUCAAAAUACAAGGGAGGGCCGGGCUGUUUACCUGGAGGUCCAACAGGGGGUCCUGGUCCAACAGGCGGUCCUGGUUGUAAUGUUAUGGCUGGAGGGCCUCCACAGGUGAACAUGAAUGCUUCAGGGCCUGGACAGCCUGGGAUGCACAUGGGUGGUCAGGGGGGGUCGACUGUUAACAUGGCAACAAUUGCCCAACUGCAGCAAGCACAGCAGCAACAGCAACUAAACCAACCGCAACAACUACAACAUCAACAACAACUGCAACAGCAGCAACAACUACAACAACAGCAACUACAACAGCAGCAACAAAUACAACAGCAGCAACAAAUACAACAACAGCAACAACUACAACAGCAGCAACAACUACAACAACAGCAGCAACAACUACAACAGCAGCAACAACUACAACAGCAGCAACAAAUACAACAGCAGCAGCAACAACUACAGCAGCAACAACAAAUACAGCAGCAACAACAACUACAACAGCAUCAACAAAUACAACAGCAGCAGCAACUACAACAGCAGCAGCAACUACAACAGCAACAGCAACUACAACAGCAACAGCAACUACAGCAGCAACAACAACAAUUACAGCAGCAGCAAAUACAACAGCAGCAGCAACAACAACUACAACAGCAACAGUUGCAGCAGCAGAGACCAAUGCUCAACAAUGUACAGCAGGGGGGGGUCAGAGGUCUACAGGGGGGGCCACAGAUGGGGAAUCUUAACAAUCCUCAGUUUAGAGAGUUGCUCAGGAGGCGACAUCUUCAGCAACAACAGCAGCAGCAGCAGCAACAACAACAACAACAGCAACAACAUCUGCAGCAGCAGAUAGGGGUGGGUCCCGGUCAGUUCCAGCAGCCUCCUCAGGUUCAGAACUUUGUGGGUCCGUCCGGGAUGCAACCCCCUGCUGCAGGAAAGGGCCCCCAAACAGACCCCUCUCAGCAGCACCAACUGGGUCAGCAAGGUCCAUGUGGAGGAGGUCCUCAGCAGCCCCCUCAGAGUGCUCCCCCUCCGUCCUCUCAGGCCCUGCUCCAGCAGGCGCUCCACCAGAGGCUGCUCCAGCAGCAGCAUCUGGGUCCAGGGGGGUCUCCAGGCCAGCACAGCAGUCCCAUGAGCCCACAGCAGGUGGCCCAUUCCCCCCACCCCCACCUUCAGGGCCAGACUGUGCAUACGCCGCUCGCCAACCAGGUCCGAUCCCCGCAGCCUUCCCCAAGACCCCAGUCCCAGCCGCCACAUUCAAGCCCCUCGCCCCGCCUGCAGCCCCAUCCCUCCCCCCAUAAUAUCUCCCCCCAGGUGCAGUCGGGAUCUCCACACCUGAACCAGCACCACCCAGGCAUGGUGGCGCCCCCGCAGCAAAACUCUCUGGACCAGUUUGGACGGGAUCAAAGCGCCAUGCUUUCUCAGCUGGGUACCAUGGGGGGUCUCCAUGGGCCGGGGGGAGGCAGUCAGGACCCUAUGAAUCACAACCCUUUAGACCUAAUGUGAGCGUGUCAAAAGGACUCCCCUGGACGGGUCGUUCACCUGGACGGGUCGUUCCCCUGGACAGUGUUACAGAUUUUUUUUUUUUUUUGUUAUUUAAAAUGUUUUGAAUAAAGUUUCUUUGAAUGAGCUUCCUAUGGGAGAUAAAGUUGGUGGUUAAUAAUUAUGAAUAAAUUGAAUUAACUUAUUGCUGUUAAUAUAUGUUUUCCCACCUGUGGACGGGGGUUUGGUGGGGUUCCUCCAGCAGCCCCCCCCCUCGUCUCCGCCUCGUAAACAAAGAUAUUUGGUGGGUAAAAUGGACUCAAAGCCUUUUUUAAGAAAAGUUUUUAAGAUUUUUAGUGUUGGAGAAUUAAGGAGAUGAUUUAAUGCAAAGAACUUUUUUAUCGUUUUAGUUUCCCAUCAUUCAGUCUGUUUUUUUGUCCUGCAGACUGAUGUGGAGGAUUAUUCACAUGAUCUACUUUAUUUAUUCUAUCUGGGGGGAGGUGUACGGCGAGACUGCUACAGUUUGUACAGAAAUAUAUUUUUGUUACUGACUGUUAGGUUGGGUUAGUGAAUAUUUCUGUCUGUGUGGGUGUGUCCAUUAUGUGGGCGUGUCUGGUGUAUGAACAUGUCAUGUCUGUGGGCGUGUCCAGUGUGUGGGCGUGUCUAGGUGGAUAAUUGCCAGUGUUUUCUCACAGCUGUGUUGGAGACGUUAAAGGACUCGAGACGUCGAUCAAGCUGCACAAACUUUUAAACAUGCUAACCCCCUCCCCUGAUUGUGUGCUCUCCCUCCUCUAACGACACUUCACACGGAGCAGCUUGGGGAGGGGGGCAUACCUGUGUGCCUGUAAAGAUGUGGGGGGGGCUCCUUUUGGUGUUGUUAGGAUUCUUCUGUUUGCAAGAAACAGAUUUCUGAUCCAAAUGAACUGUUGCACAGAAACAAGGAGAAAAGAGGAGAGCAGACGACUCAGCCUCUUUUCUGCCUCCUCCUUUGCUGCUUACCCGGGACUUCAACUCUCCUCCCCCCUCUCCUCCUCCUCCCCCUUCGAGGGAGUUCUCCCUCUGUUACACUCCAUCCUCUUAUCUUUCUGCUAAGGUCUUUGGAAGUUUAAUAUUUUUUACUGUACAGAGGAAACAAACUUAAAUACUGUUUUUAUAAUAAAAUGAAAAUGACAUCA
Messenger RNA from Labrus mixtus (cuckoo wrasse), 9443 nucleotides. RefSeq names its product E1A binding protein p300 b (gene ep300b). Bases 52 to 8292 code for a protein of 2746 amino acids. Lineage: Eukaryota; Metazoa; Chordata; Actinopteri; Labriformes; Labridae. The record is from RefSeq and is a predicted model, not a curated record. Gene Ontology annotation, molecular function: protein binding; transcription coactivator activity; chromatin DNA binding. Gene Ontology annotation, cellular component: histone acetyltransferase complex; transcription regulator complex; nucleus. The transcript has 31 exons. Gene Ontology annotation, biological process: positive regulation of transcription by RNA polymerase II.